UCUUAACACACAGUAUACGCAAAUUAAUCAAAGUGACUUUAAUAAAUGGAAUCACGCUGGCGGCAGUACACAAGAUAGUUCAAUUUAUCAAAUUCAUGAGACUUCAUCAAUGAGUGACGAGUUUAUGCAACUCAACAGUAGCAGCAGCAGCAGCAGUGGCAGUAGCAGCAUAAAUUUCACCGAUGACACACUCGACACAAAUAACACAAUUUUAAAUUAUGCCGAAAACAUUGGCGAUAUUCUCGUGUUCUACUACACGCCGGUGAUUGUCUUUGUGGGAAUUAUCGGCAACAUUCUCUCGGUGCUGGUGUUCUUCCGGACCAAGCUCCGUAAAUUAUCAUCAAGUUAUUAUUUGGCUGCCCUCGGCAUGAGCGACUCGUGUUUUCUCGUGCUGGCGUUCAUAUCGUGGCUAAAUUUUGCCGAAAUCCACAUCAUACAUCACAAUGUAACGUGUCAAUUGUUCUUCUAUUUGCAAGGCGUUUGUAGCUUUUUGUCGGUGUGGUAUGUCGUGGCGUUCACUGUCGAGCGAUUUAUCGCCGUUUUGUAUCCGCUAAAGCGGCAGAGCAUGUGCACCGUGCGUCGUGCCGUGAUUGUGUUGUGUGGCCUGACGGUGCUGGCGCUCUUUUUCUGUGCACCGUUGCUGUUUUUCGUGCAACCCGUUUAUCAUGCCGAAAGUAACAUGACAUUGUGUGACAUUGGCGAAGAUUACAGGCAUCCGAUGAAAGUUUUCAACUACAUUGACACGGUGCUGGUUUUCGUGAUACCCUUCACGGGCAUCGUUGUGCUGAACUCCAUCACGGGAUACACGGUGUGGAAAGUUGCCGGUGUACGACGAAGUAUGACGUUGCAUCGCAACAGGAAAUCCAAUUUAAAAGAUUCAUCCGGAGGAGCCGCAAAAACAACUGUCAUCCAGCAACGAUGUAUCCAUCCAAAUGGACAAAAUAGCAUCCGAAUGACAACAAAGAGGAAAAGCGUUACAACAACAACGAGCACAUCAUCUGCGGCGAAGAAUGGUCGAAGUCAUCGUUCGAACAGCGCUACGUCGUCCCAAAUGAAAGUCACAAAGAUGCUGUUGCUCGUCUCAUCGGUAUUUGUUCUACUCAACCUGCCAAGCUACUUGGUGCGAGUGAUGGCGUACAUUGAAACCGAACCAUCGGAGACACAAUCAGCGUCCAAAAUCACCAUAAUUCUACAAUACUAUUGUUGGUUGUUUUUCAUCACAAAUUUCGGAAUUAAUUUUGUGCUGUAUUGCAUGAGCGGACAAAAUUUCAGAAAAGCUGUGAUAAGUAUGUUUAGCAAACGGAUACAAAAGCGUCAGCAACAGGCAGAUUGCGAUCGAACACAAGUGACAGUAGUAACUGAAUACAAUCCAGUCGUAAGACCUAGUCGUACGUUUUCCACGUAUCGGAACAACAAUAGGACCGCCUCCGUCAGAAAUGCUUCGAUUACAACGACAGCUGCAACAGUAAAUGCUGCCGAUGGCAUUUCCAUUAAUCGUCAUCUAAAUGUUUUAACUAACAAUAAUUUCACGGAAUUUAAUAGUCUCGCAUGUAACAGCGACGAGAGUGCCCUGUGCUCACCGUGGAUCGAAAUGUCUGAAGUGCCGUAA
Molecule: messenger RNA, 1609 nt
Organism: Culicoides brevitarsis
Lineage: Eukaryota; Metazoa; Arthropoda; Insecta; Diptera; Ceratopogonidae
Gene: CNMaR
Product: galanin-like G-protein coupled receptor npr-9
Exons: 7
Coding region: 110-1609 (499 amino acids)
Biological process (GO): G protein-coupled receptor signaling pathway
Cellular component (GO): plasma membrane
Molecular function (GO): G protein-coupled receptor activity
Source: RefSeq, a predicted model, not a curated record